This is a messenger RNA of Porites lobata, 7418 nucleotides long. NCBI's taxonomy places the organism in Eukaryota, Metazoa, Cnidaria, Anthozoa, Scleractinia, Poritidae. The record is from the annotation of a GenBank genome assembly.
CUCAAAACGCAUGGUACAACAACAAAAAUGGCGGGUCAAGGAUCGGAUCCUUCGGAUGCCGAAAUUCGGGGCGCAAUGGCAGGUAAAUGAGUUAUAUUUUACGAUAUUUAGAUUUUCUACUCAAGCCUUUUGCAAGGGAAAGUAUAUAUCUUUUUCAUAUUUUUUUCUCAGACAUUUUAAGGGAAGGCGAACUUUCCAAGCUCACAUCAAGAAUUGUCCGAACUCAGCUGGAAGAGAAGUUUGGUGUGAGUUUCUUAGGAAGGUAAAGUGAAAGCAUUUGUUUGAGAAACCAAGCUUGUUUAUUCACAGCCCCUUUGCGUGGAGAAAUAAAAAUGAGAGUAAAGUUCGUGUAAUUACCGGUAAAAUUUUUUACACUCUUGUGUACUUUUGCUCAUAGAUCUAGUAAUGUGACAUUCCAGAUUAAAAAAGAUGAAAUCAAGCAGCGUUACGUUUAUCUCAGUUGUAAAAUAUCGAAAUGAAGUUACGAAAUAAAAUGUAUAGUCGUCAAUAAAAACUUGGUUUACUAGUGUAAAAAGCAGAUUGACUUUUUCUAACGCAUUUGCAAUUGGUGAAGUCCCCUAAAAGUAACGAAAGUCAUUCAUUCGAUCGUGGUAAAAAUAUUUGACCCUAUUUUGAUUUUAUGUCUAAACGAACAUAGUACAGAGACCAACAUCUCGUGAUUUUUCUCAACAGAGAUUUGCAGAGAUGUACUAAAGGCCAAAAUAUAGUACAAAAUUUCUACAGCAAGUAUGUCUCAGCUGAAAAAAAUCAGAGACUCAUGAUCUGUUGCUCAGUGUCUACCUCGCGCUUUUUAAUAAAACAACGAUCAAAAUUUAUGGAAUUUGAUUGAGUAACGUUAUUUCACAGACCUUUUACACUGGUUAAUUAAUGCACCAGACCUGCCAACUCUCACUAUUCUGACGUGAGUCUCACAAUUUUUGUCUUUUCUCACAGCCUCACAACAACACUCCCAAUCUCACGGUUUUUGGAGAAAAUCAUUCUGAAAUGAGUUGAGUAAAAUGGAAAUUCAGUAGAGAAUGCUAGUGUCUUUUAAAGCCUUGUUGGCAGAUUGUCUAACAUUUUUUCAUGGCCAUGAUUAGUUGGCUUAUCCGUAAGAAAUGACCCAUUGUUGUAACUUUUGACCUUAUUUGCUACCUGAUGACCACAAAUAAAGCAAGGUAAUAUUUUAAAAAAUAAAUAUGUACCCUCCCCCCGCCCCCCAAUGGAAAAAGGGCUUCUGAAAAAAGAAUCUCACUACUUUUUGUAGAAUCUUCAGACUUUUUUCAUGAGUCUCCAGAUUUUUCUUUAUCAGGGGUUGGCAGGUCUGAUGCAAAGAAGUUAAUAUCAAUAAUAUUGCCAUAUUUCAUAGAUGAAAUACUUGUGUGGAAUGUGUUUUAUCUCUGAAGUCAGUCAGCUUGAUCUUUUAGAGUGUGCUUUUGUAGAUGUUUUUCAAUCUAAUGAUAUUAUUAUUAGAUCGUUUAUGAAGAUGUCUGUUGUUAUGUGAUACGAAUGUUGUUUUGAAAAUUUUUGGUCGUGAGACUGUGUGGCAUCGAUAUUUUAAAGAAAACAAUAUUAUUGCAAAAUAUUCAAAUAUGUAAUAAUAUCCUAUAAUUUUCUUAAUUUUAGGAAAAAAGAAAUUGAUGCAAUGUUAAUGGAAAUGAUUGAAAACCAAGAGAAAGAAACAGAAAAUGAGAAGGAGCAGGAAAAUGGAACUAGUGAUCAGGCGAAUGGUGUUGAACCAGAAAGAAGUGACCAAGAGGACGAGGAAUCAGGGAAGGUUGUAGCCUGUGAAUACAGCUGUCACUCCUCACUUCUCAUCACUUUGGAUGUUUCGCAUGAGAGGCUUCUGCGAUUCAGACACAAAAAUUCCAUACUGAUGAUGUAGAUUUGUCAGGAAUCUGGUGAACAUCGACUGAUUGGUCGAUUUAGUAAUUUUAUCCUUGUAGAAUAUGUUGUUUAUGAAUGACAGACAAAAGACUAAAGGUCACUUUUAAUUUGUGUAACCGCCAUGAAGCUACCAAAAAACGGUCAUUUUUCGUGGAAUAUAUUAUUCUUUUCAAGAGGCAUUUGAGUUUUGCUGCCACUCAUUUGCAGAAGAACUCAAACAUUAAACCAGUUCAUAUUAGCACUAAUCUUGGAUAUGUUAUUCAUGGAUUAAAACUCAAACAAACUUAAAUGCGGAAUCCUCUCCUGCCUAUGAAGUCCUACCAGGUUAAUAAUUAAUAUGUAAACAUGAUUUACGUCAUCAUUAUAGCAUUUUUAGGGCUGAAUGGCAAAUGUCUCUUCGGCCAAUCAUCCCCAGUGAUGAGGAGCGAGGAGAGAUGGCCGUAUUCUCUGGGUUCAGAGGUUGUGGACUUUUCUAAGAUUUUAUGAAACAACUCCUAUCAUGUAUUUAUUUAUUCACCAGUAGUUAUAAAUUUGUUCUAUAGGAUGAUGAACCUUCAGCAAAGAAGAAAAAACAAGUAAGUAAUAGUGUGAGAAAGUUUUGGAAUGAACAUUGGUUUUAUGGAAGGCGGCAUGGCCCAGUAGUUAGUGCAUCUGACCUGCAAUGUGGCAAUCCAGAAUCCCAAGUCCCAUUAUUACCACUAGCUGGAUUUGAUUCUCAGGCAUCACAAGUUCAAGUCCUGGGUCAUAGCUACAUGGAUGCCACCUGGUUUUAAUCACAUUGUAUUGUUUGUUUUAAAUUAUUUGAGCAGAGGGCCUGUUUAAACUAGCUACUGCUAGUCAGGUGCACUUCCAUUUUCAUAAGCAAAGCUUUUGAAUUCACCAUUUGUUUAUUUAUUAAUAUAACCAUUUAUUUAAUAAAAUGCAGUGAAUUACCUGGGUUUUUCUUAACCUCAUACAUGUAUGAAAAGGAAACUAGUUCAAAUUAUUGGGAGGUUAGAAAAAUAGCUAAGUGGGGGAGGGGGGAGCUUAAAUUAGCAUCUGACUGGGGAAGGGUUGGCCAAUUGUGUCUCAAAUUGUCAUGAGGUCUGAAGAACAAGGGUGGAAGAAAUUGGAAUCAUUCUUCCUUUUUUGACUACUGUGCAAUAAACUGAAUCUAACAUGUUACUAGGUGGUUGUUGUUGUCUUUAUAGUAAUGAUUUUUAGUGUCCACAGAGGCAAAAAAUUGAAUCAAGAGAUUUUUAAAUUAAAAUAUUAACUUUACAGUUGCCAUUGAUCAUAUCUGUCAGCUGGCUGUUAAUCAGGCUAUAUUAUGGUAAACUGUGAAAUAAUAAUCUUAUAAAUGAUGAAUUUAAAUAGCAAUAUAUUUUACUUUUUAACCUCCUUAGGAAUCUCAUACUGUUGAUGAUGCUGAGUUAGCUCGCAAGCUUCAUGAAGAUGAAAAAGGCUUUAGAGCAAGGAGGCAAAACACAAAGAAAACUGUGGUGAGUGUGUGCAACAACAGGGUACAGUUUUGUUCUACCUGUAGCUUGUGGAUUUAACUGAAAUGUAUACUGAGCAAGGAUACAUUGUCUUUUUCCAGUUAAUAAGAUUUAUGACUUUGUUGUGGUAACAUUACCCUCUCUUUAUUAUUUGUAUUUUGCAAAUUUUAAGGAAAGGAAAAAAUCAGCAAGUGCAAAGAAACCAAAAGAAAGCAAAGGGGAAAACAAAGGUAAGUUCCAUCAAUAAUUAUUUUUGCAUUUUAAUGAUGUCAAGUCAAAAUUGCUUUUCUCAGUAAAUUUUGAAUGGAUUGAACUGAGAUUCAGCAAGGGCAUGAAGACAUAUCUCGUCAAUCAGAUGCCUGAGUUUCUGAGCUGAGAAAUUCUAUGGUUUGGUAUCAGUUCUGGCUUGAAGUGAACUUCAUGCAGGUCAUGCACCAGUGCCUGAUUGCUGCAGCAAUGAGUAGUAAUUUUAUUAUGAAACUAAUGAGGUCUGGAAAAUUUGUUUGCAGGCUUUAGAAAGUUAAUGGCUUUAUCCCCUGUAUUGGCUGAACUUGUAGGACAAGACAGAGUAAGUUGCUUUUUCAUAAGUCUUCAUCUUACACAGAGUUUUCUGAGCAGUCAAACCUGUGCACCUUCAGUAAUCCUGCAUGAUAUGAAAGUUAAUAAUACCUUAUUUUUAUAUGGUUGAAUCGUGAGCGGGCAAGAUGAAGUGUAUGCUGUGUUCUGAUUGGCUACCUGAGUGGGCAAGAUCUACCUAUCUUGCCCACUCGGGACUCCCCGCGUUUUGGUCCCGCACGAAAAAUUUCUGUUUAUGGCCAUAUGAUAAAUCCUUUAUUGACUAAGCUUGAUUGAUCAAGUUGGGUACAUAUUGGCCCAGUUCUUUUUUGCAUUUUAAUUAACCUUGACUUCUAUUCUCGGUCCAUAAAGACACAUCCAGCCAUCUUGAUCUCACACUUAGUCAAUAAUGCAAUAUGAUAACUUCAUUAUUUGCAGGGCAGAUGAAAUAAUUAUUUAUCAUUCAUUUGCUCUGUACAUACUGGACUGAUGCUGUUCAAUAAAUUAUUUCUGCUCAAAUUAUAUUCAGUUUAGGACUUGAUGUUUUAAAUGUGGAGGUAUGGUGGGCAAGCAGUUAACACCUUUAAUUUUGGAUCUGUAAGUUAGGGUAUCAAGCCCUGCCAAAAGAAAGAAACUUUGCUCCACCUUUUCUCUCUUCACCCAGGCCCUGGUUGGUCAAAUGUUGGAUAAUGCUAUCUAGCGGAUAUGUAAAUGGUGUAUAAAUAGGAAUCAGUGACGUACCGCCACGGACUAGUACCCUGUCCAGGCGGGAGUAGCAAUAGUCCUAGGUGCAUCAUGCUUAGAAAAAUGCUUACCUAAAUAAUUUAACAACUAACAGGACCUCUCAUGAUGUUCCAUUUCAAAAACUGAAAGUUCACAUUAAACAGAGGUUGCACAGGAUCCUAUCUAAGGGGAUACUUCCAGUAAUGGUAUCACUUUUAUCCUACUAGUCCUUAAGUGCCUGUAAAGAUGUUGGGUUUCUUGAAUGAGGUCUAUGGUUAAACAGUCUGACUGUGUUUCCAGAAAAUAUCCAUACCCACCGAUAGAGGGUAAUCAGAAAUUCCAAGGAUGGGGGUCAGAAAGGACACAUCUUUAAAGGAAUUUAUGAAGCUGAACUUGAAUUUGCAGAGGGGUUGGGGGUGGGGAGGGAAGGGUUUAAGCCAAUAAAGCAAUACAACACAAUGGAACCAUACAAUCUGUUUUUCACCUUCCAUGUAAUAGAGCUCUAAUUAACUUGGAGUAGCAAUUAUUAAAUUUGCCAGGAAACCUUGUUCUUUUUUUCUAGAUGGCAAGAAGUGAUAUUGUGAAAAAAAUGUGGGAAAUAAUAAGAGAGAGAAAGUUAGAGGUAUAUAUCUAGUUCAUGGUACUUUAUAUAGACACAAUAUAUUUGAGAGAAAAUAUAUUAGAGUCGUAGACAGUUUUCGUCAUGUUACUAAUAAUUAUUAUUAGAAUUUAAAGUAAACAUUACCAUGGUGCAUUCUGAAAUGAUUGGAAAAUAACAGGUCAUCAAAUUAAUUCUGUUAGUUAUUUCAAGGACAGCAAGUUUUAGCCUGAGGCACUUUUCAGCGAGUUCUGUUGUUGCCAUGGUAACGGUUAUUUUGAUUAAUAUGACGUUGUAACAAAACAAGAUUUAACACAUGAAUUGCUUUCAAACCUUCCAUUUUAACCAGCUGGCCCUGGUUGUUGAAAUGCCAGAUAACUAUCCUAUGGAUAAAUCACCUUCCAGUGUAUAAGUAUUAGGGAAGCAAAUUGCAUUACAGUCAACUACCUUUAUAGAAGAAAGUGUAGGGACCUCGACUUAGUGUCCUCAUUAGCAAGAGUCCGUAAUAGCGGGAGUUGAUUUCAGUCAAACGUCUGCAAUAUAUUUUUGCCUGGGAUUAAGCCGCUGUCCGUAUUAUUGGGGUGUCCGCAAGGCAAGAGUUGACUGCAUCUACUGGAAUAGGAUAGAGUUUUGUACUGUGGGAAGUGUCAUCCACCUUUAAGCAAUAAACAUUAUUGCAACCUGAAAUGCUAAGGUUUGGUAGUACUUUAUAACCGGAGAUCAGGAGGGCGAAACGAAAGGAGAUUUUAGUGCGACCAUGUAAGAGAGAAUGUAUGGAGGCGGCUAAAAUUGGGCCUGAUCUCAAGUUAGGUACUUUGUGAUAAGUUGCAGCUUACAAGACUGCUUUUACCAAUAAACUUUUGAUGAAGGUAAACUGAUUUGGUUAUUUAGAUAGGUGAUCUCUCACAAGAGUUGGACACUUUAGGAGCUCAACCAUGACAAACAUUUAUCCAAAUUGUGUUUUGCAGGAUAUUAUUGUUUUGUAUAUUAUUUUCAUAAUUAGACACACUACAAGAGUUACCAGAGCUUUACUUCUGAAAAAGUUAACUCGGCAAGCCACCUUAGUUGUUGACUCUCCAGUUUCUUGUAGAACUAUGUUUAAAAAUUAAAUAUUUUUGUUAUCAUUCUAGGAUCCUAAAAAUAAGAGAUUUACAAUUUGUGAUGAACAGCUUUACCAAGUCUUCGGUAAGAACAAUUUUUUUUUUCAAGUGUCUCGGUUUGGAAUCGGAUUGAGAUAGCCUACGCUUUUGAAAAUAUCCAGAUAAGUGUGGGCAGGACUUAAUAAAUAAGUGUUCCCAAUUAGUACUUUCAUGCUUCUUACAGUGAUAAUUAUAUAAAUAAAGUAGGAUGUGUUGCUGUUGAUGCGGUUUGAUGGUCAUGAUUAUUAUAUCAUGUGAUGUUCUACUGUUAUUUUUUAAACUUCUUUUAUGUAACCUAUCAACUCCUGUUUUCCAGGUUUAAAAAGGUUCCAGACAUUUUCAAUGAUGAAAUAUUUAAAGAAACACGUCAAGGAUCCCGAGCUGUUAAGCUAAUGGUCAAGCCGUCUGUAGAAUACAACACUAUUGCAUAAUGCCCUGUCAUUUAAAAUGAGCAUUUGAUAUUAUUUAUUUUCAAUUCAAAGUAAUUACCUUCCUGUAGACGUCUCCAAUUUCAGGAGACAUCUGCACAUAAAGUAUUAAGUCUUUAAGCCCCAAUAUCCACAUAAAAACUCUCCCUACUGAUCUCCAUACGUUUCCUUGAAAAACUGGCUGAGAGAAUUUGUUGAAAGAUCAAAGCAUUGUCCUUUUGGUGAUCAUUUUUCUACCGGAUUCUCAUAUCCCAUUCUCUUGAUUAUCUAUUGAUGUUGUUAAGAGAAACUUGAUGUUGGUCACUUUUUGGGACUUUCAGGGUUAAGCAAGAUUGCAGAUCAGGCGCUAUUUUUUGACGUUUUUCGGGCACGAAGCGGGCUUGGAGCGCGAGACACGCGCGACGGGGAAAAGCGCGGGAGUCGCGCGUGUCUGGGGCUUCGCGGUUGCCCUCACUCGCCCGAGAAACGGCAGGUUAGACUUCCUAAAAGUCCCUUUUCGUUGGGUCAUCUUUUUGUGGUUAAGUCUAGGUACUAAGGCAGUCGGCUCUAAUAAGACGAGAAACCUCUUGUAGGUCACUCACACAGACGAAAGGAGGCGGAUUAACCCCGG